Molecule: messenger RNA, 14421 nt
Organism: Cercopithifilaria johnstoni
Lineage: Eukaryota; Metazoa; Nematoda; Chromadorea; Rhabditida; Onchocercidae
Source: the annotation of a GenBank genome assembly
AUGACCCCGAUAUGCUGCACAUGCCUCCCAUUUUUCCUACGUAAGCGUUUCUUUUACAUUUCGUUACGGUCAUUAUUACAGCGUCUAAUAAAUGAACACGAUGAAAUGCAGAAGAAGACAUUCACCAAAUGGGUCAAUUAUCAUCUUGAAACACAUAAUUCAUCAGAACUGGUGGAAGACUUAUUUGAGGACCUCAGAGAUGGCGUGUUAUUAUGCCGUCUCAUCGAAUUUCUUACGGGUGAAGCAUUGCCAGUUAAUAAGACAAAAGAAUCAAAACGGGUACACCAUAUCAGCAAUUUAACAACAGCGUUGGCAGCUUUGCGACGUCGUGGUCUUGACUUGGUCAACAAUAAUCCAGCAGAUAUAGCCAAUGGAAAUCCUCGAAUAAUCUGUGGACUCAUUUGGCAGAUGAUCCUCCAUUUUCAAAUUGAGUCCAAUGUUCAGCUAUUGAAAGAGUGGGGAUUUGAGUUAGAAUUGGCGAAUAGUCCAUCAACGUCUAGAAUUAAUGAAAAUAGCCCUUUUGGCAAAUUACCGUAUCAGCUACGUGUUGGACGUCUAAAAGCACCUGUUGAUCGUGUAGUUUUACGAUGGGUAAAUGCCCAACUUUCAAGACCUUAUAGCAUAAGUCUGACUGAUAUGGAUAAAAGUUGGCGUGAUGGGAUUGCUUUCAACGCACUAAUACAUCGUAUAAAACCCGAACUGAUUGACAUGGAUAUCGUACGUCGAAGCACUCCAAAAACGAACCUUGAGCAGGCGUUUCGACUAGCAAAGGAACAUCUGCACAUACGACCGUUAUUAGAUGUAGAAGAUAUGUUAUGUGACAAAUCGGAUAAACGAUCUGUGAUUACUUAUGUGUCACAGUUCAUUCGUGCUCUUAAGCAUCUACAACCAAUUGUUUCAUGUCCAAUGAUUGAUGACCAUUCACUGAUUUCUUGGAUGGAAGAUACCUUGAGCAUCUUAAGAUCUUCUGUUAGUGCACCACUUUAUGACCAAUAUCAGACAUAUAUGUCAUUGCGAAAACAAUAUUUUGAGCAUCGCAACGCUUAUUAUUCACUUCGCGAACGUACCGCUGCACUACCGGAAGGCGAAUGGAAUCAAAUUGAGGCCAGCUGGAAAAGGAUCGGAGACCUACUGGAAGACUGGAGUCACAACCUAGAAUGUGAACUGCCUGAAAAAUUGUCUGAAUUGGCACAGUGGUUGUGUACCGCAGAACAAAUGAUACAAAAUCCAGUGGAUAUACGGGUGGAUGAUGUGCAGUUAUCGUUGUCUAAUAUCAAUGAAUCAAUCAGUCAUCAUAAGAUUCACUUCUCGGAAUUCCCUUACCGAUCGGAACGAUUCCAAUCUAUCUAUCUUAGCCGAAGGGUAGACGAACGCGAAGUUGCCAUGGAGUUGUUAGAACCGUUGAAGAUUCGAUUCGAUACUCUAGUAACUGCAGCCCCACGUCGUUUGCAAUAUCUUCAUCGAGUACAAGCACAAUAUCAACUUCUUUCUAAUGCAGAAGUACUGAAUCAGAAGAUGGAGCGAUGGAAAUCUGGUGAUUCAGCUGCUGCUAUUCAAAAAUCUAUGAAAGAAUAUAAGAUGGAAGCGGAAAGCGCUCCAGCGAAGAAAUUCAAACGACUUCUUACACGUCUAAAAGAAGUUUACAGUGAAGCUUCCUUAGAAGAAGCUGACUCCGUUAUCAAGGAAUGCGAAGACGCAUCAGAGGAAACCGUGGAAAAAUUCCAACAGCUGAAACAGCAUCUGGAUGAACUUUUCAAAUUUUGGCAUGAAUUUGAAAAUGUUGCAACUAAGAUUGAAGAAAGAAUCACACGUUCGGAACGCGAAAAACGCAAUUUGGUCGACGAAGAUAACAAAGACUUUUUGCGACAUUGUGAGAGAAUUCGCAAUGAUAUUGCAAGAUUUGGGAAUGAUCAGGUGCAACAAAUUGUUAACAGUCGUCUUUCCGAACUAAGAAAGCGUAUCAGUGCCGUCAAACGAAAAAUUCCAACAAAAAUGGCAUCACACUUACAAGAAGAUGCAUUAUCCAAAAAACUGAUACAAGCCAAUAUUACGUUAUCAGGUAGUGAAAGUAUUGCUGCUACAACGUCAGAUACACAAGGGCUUGGACACAAUCGUCUUCAGAAGUGGCUUAUCACUGCUCGUCAACAAAUGUCUACUAUCGUAACCGAUUUGAAUAGUUUGGAGCGUGCAAUUAAUCAAGUAUCGGAUUGUAUUCGCGAAGUGCAAGGAGUGGAAAAUGAACGAAUGGCAUUGCUAAAAACACGUGGUGCAAACAAUGAACAAAAUAUAGGCGAAUAUCGAAAACUGCGUUCUGAUUUGCAGACUCUGUUGCAACAUAUGAAAAAUGUUCAACCUUUGUUUUUAUCAUUUGAAAAAAAUUAUUAUAAUCUUCUCAAUUGGCUCAAUGAUCAAGAUGAUGAAAGAGAAAAUAAAGAGAAUGAGAAGUCUGAUAUAAUUAUUCACAUGACAUUUUUGUUGGAAACCAUGUCACGGAAUGAAUAUAGGAAAUGGAUUAAUUGUGACUUCUUGCAACGUCGUCUCGAUGAAUUGAAAUAUAGAAUGAAGGAAAGAAAAGAGCAACUUGUAGAGGCGGAAGAGUCAUCCGGAACUGGGGCUAUAACAGCAGCGCUGAUUAAGAAGAAGGAACUUCUGAAGCAGUCUGUAGAAAGCUGGGCAGAUAUUAAAAUUUGGGUCGACAGUGUUACCGAAAUCGACACUCAUUUGGAACUCAUUUUCGCUGCAGCCAACAAUACUUCCUUACCUGUAUCCGAUGAAUUCAACAAUGAAAAAGAGAAACUUCAGGAGGAAUGGCAUCAGAAAACGGAAGCCAUUGGCCAAUUGCAAAUAAUUCAUGACGCGAUCAAAGUACUUCGGAACAAGCUGGCCGAGAAUCCACGAUUGUCACAACUGAUAUUGUUGAAUGCGGAAAUAGACAAUCUAAGUCGGCAGUGCAUGAAUGUCGUCGAUCCCAGCGUUAUAGGCCUUCGAAAUUGUUAUCUGAACAAAAUUGAGGAGGAACUUCGUAUAGCCAUCACAGAAUCGUUCUCAAGGGCGGAGCAACGAGUCACCGAGUUGUCGGUGAUUGGCGAAACGGAUGUAGGGCUUGCUGUUGACAUUCUUCAGGAUUACCAACAAGAGGCACAAAGAAUAUUGAGUGACGAUCCAAAGUUUCUGGAAGUUGUUGUGGCAAUUAAGGAGGCCCAAAAAACCUUACAAGCAAAAAUGGAUUUCUUCACUGGCCUACAACAUUUCUAUGAAGCAUUGAAUACUAUCAAACAAGAAAAUGAACAAUGGAAUUCAAUCACGUCACAGCAGGUCGAAGAAGUAUCUAUAAGGCUUGAAGAGCUUUUAAAACUUAUUGAAAACGAGUAUGCGCCUGAGGCAAAUGCUUUAUGCUCGCAGUUUGAAUCUAUUCGGUCAUCUUUUUUUCAGCUAGAAUGUGAUCGAAUUAAGGAAAAGUUGCGGGUUCUUAUACUACAACUGGACAGGCUCGUGGAUUUAAUGGCGAAGCGAAAGAUUCUUCUACUCAAAUUCAAAGAAUUCCAAAAAUUUGUUAAAGAUGUUACAUUACUCAGAACAAUACAUGCUGCCUCGAUCGGUGUGGAAGUCGAUAUGCAUCGAAUUACGAACGAAGUGAGUGAAAUGUUUGAUAAAUUGGAUAAUUUGGGAAAAGAGCUUACAGCUUGCCAACUUGACGCCAAUAUGACGAUCUCCGAUAUAUCGAUUGUUGACGACUUAAACAGAAUCAAAAAUAUUUCCUUGGAUGUGGAUUCCAUAGAAGAACCAAUUGGACUCACAAAGCGUUUCCAAGAAUUUUUCGAUGUUUCAAAUCAACUAGAGGGUGCAUUCUGUACAGAUAUUCAUACGUGUGAACAGCUGGAUGAUGUCGUCAAAUUUAUUACUGUUUCAUUGGAGAAUGGUAAGAAAGAAGCUGAGCUGAUGGUUCGACUUGUUACAAUUGCUAACGAUCUUACCGCUCAUGAAAAAGCUAAAGCAAAUGAUAUUCUUUCGAAGCUGAAGCGAAUAAUGGACAAACGACAAGAACUUCGACGAGUAACAGUGGACGAUUGUGUGGAACGAUUGUUACUUAUUCUAACACAAAAAGAAGACCAACUGGAAACAAUUAUUGAGCGUGAUAUUAAUGAUAAAAAUUUGGAUGCUUUUGAGACUGAUGAAGUCACAAAGUGGAUCCCCUGGAAAGAAGAACUUGAUCAGGCUAGUGUUUUAUUUAUCUAUCAUGGUUUGAGUACAAAAACAGUUAAAUUAUAUAAUUCAUAUGUUGCACAAGAGUUUGGAUUAACAUUGCUGUUUAAAAACAACAAUAUCCAAGGACGAGAUUCACUUGAUGAACUUGUGGAGAAGGCAACCAAUUUUGAUGCACGAAUUACGCGUUUCAAGAACGCAUUUGCCAAAUCUAAACGUGAACAACGAAUAUCUGCAAAGCUGGCUGCAUUUGCUAAGUGGAUUGAUUUAAUGGAAGAAAAUCUUAACCAAGCAGAAUCUACGGCUGACGCAAUUGAAAGAGCAGAAAAGCUUCGCAAUAUUCACAAGAUCUGUUUAUCACAUCAGAAAAUGGUUGACAAAUUGUUAAGUUCCAAACUUAAUGCACCACAUUCAAAUGAAGUUAAAUUUCAUUGUGAUCGGUACUUCGCCUUGCUACAACGAAGUGACUCGCGACACUUACCUGAAGGACAAACAAUUUCAACACAUUUCAUAGAUUCACCUUCAUCAUCUAUGCUAUCUCAGUUUAAUCUUGAUACAUUAUCUGCUUCUGGAAGCGAUGAAGAUGAGAGUCAUCUUGCAGAAAUCACACCAUACGAAGGGACGAGCUCUGCCUAUGCUUUAACACAACGAGUAUUACAAGCAAAAGAACCCCCUGAAAUACGACUUUUGUUAUCGGACAUUGAUUCGGAAUUGAAUGUAUUGGCAGAUUCAUUGAGUACGCUGAGUGCUGAUUACGCUCGAUCACUGAAACCAUUAAGCAGAGCCCAAAUCGACGUGGAAAAACUCCAGAAACUCAAUGAAAGAAGGUUUCAACUGGACAUGGCGUGUGAUAAUCUUUCUCGUAACGUUUCCGGCGAUGAUUUAGCCAUCAUUCGCUCAUUAGCGCUACACCUACAUUCGCUGGAAGAACCGUUUACGACAUUUACGCGAGAACUGCAAAAAGAAAUCGACGAUGAGAUAAUGUUACGAUCAAAUUAUGAGGGUAUCGCUAAAAAACUCGAUCAGCUGAAUAUCGAUAUUGACCAGCGCGCUCGAAGUGCAAUUCAAGAUGUCCGAAAUCAAUUGGAACAUGUGCAGUCAGACUUGAAUUUAUUACGAGUGCAAUCUUCGCAACGGCGGAAGUAUGUAGAGAACACUUUGGAAAGCGUUUCACCGCACGCAAAUCUCAGUAAUUGCCCAAGGCGAAAGAAAAUUAUGCUUAUGGUUUCCAGAACUGUAACAACUAUAAUCCAGGUUGUUGAGGACGAAUUACAACAUUCAUCAAGCGUGAAAGAAAAUGAUCUCUUAGAUUUAAAGCAGAAACUGCAAGACGUGAACACCAGCAUCGUUGACGAAACCGGUGCAGUGGAUAAUAUAAUUCUCAGCAGGACAAUGGACACACAGGAAUCGGGAAAAUCUGAGAACGAAAAAGAGCAAACGAUGAUGAUGAUGAUGCAACCUGAGCUUAUGCAACUGGAAGAAAAAUUAUCUUUGGGGAAUCAAUUGCUAGCAAAUGAUAUAGAUUUAAAAAAUGAUGAUAACCUAGAAGAUAUUGGUGAAAAAGCGAAAAAUAUUGAAAAUUUAGAGCAAUUCAUGGUUUCAGCAAUUGAUAAAUUGAAAGAUUAUGAUCGUAGUAAUAUGACCAACGAACAACAGAUUAAUAUGGAACGNAUGAUGAUGAUGCAACCUGAGCUUAUGCAACUGGAAGAAAAAUUAUCUUUGGGGAAUCAAUUGCUAGCAAAUGAUAUAGAUUUAAAAAAUGAUGAUAACCUAGAAGAUAUUGGUGAAAAAGCGAAAAAUAUUGAAAAUUUAGAGCAAUUCAUGGUUUCAGCAAUUGAUAAAUUGAAAGAUUAUGAUCGUAGUAAUAUGACCAACGAACAACAGAUUAAUAUGGAACGAAUGUUAAAUGAAGCAAUGUCUCUUGCUGAUAAGCUACCUAUUUUACGGGAAUCUAUUGAAGAUCAUUUGAAAUCACGUAUUGAAGAUGGAUUAGAAGAUGAAAUACGAGUAAUUACGGAUAAAAUCAAACAACUGCUUACUAGCUAUUCGAAACCUCAACCGUACCAAACAGCAAUCAACGAUAUAGACAUAUUGCAACGAUUACAGGAUCAGAUCAUGGAAUUAUUGCAGAAAACGUUAGAUAAAGAACAAACUUUACCACAAAACUUAUCCAAUUAUCAUUCUGCAAUCAAUACAAUCAAGCAAAAAAUUGAAAAAGCUGCCGAAGAUGUUAAGAAAUUAUUAUCAUCACUUAUCGAAGAUGUUUCAACAGAAAAGCAACUCGUUGAUACACAAAACGAUUUGAUGAGCCGAUUGAAUAAAUUGAAUGAUUGUGCCAUGAUGAUUCGCAAUGGAUCAUAUGAUGAAACACAAAUUCCACGAUUAGAAGAAUUAAAAAAUGAGCUUGGAGAAGUAAAUGUUGAAUUGAACGAAUUGAAGAAAAAGGAAAACAAACCAUUGAAACUGUUGCUGCAUUCAGAUGAUUUAAGGAUAUCAUCUGUAAUUGAUCAGUAUGAAAAACUUAAUCAACUUCUGAAUGAAAUCGAAGAGCAAUUGAUGAAUCAUGAUGCUUUUAUGAAAUUGCAAUCGACAGUUACCAAUGAAGCUCAAAAGCUACAAAAUAUGAUUGAUGAAGCAUAUAAAGUUGAAAAUGAUGUUAACGCAACAGCAAGCGAUUUGCAUAAGGCAAUUGAUGAUCUCAAAAGUGGUCGAUCACAUUUGACAGCGUUACAAGAUGCAUGUGAUAAAUUGGAAGGGAUACCGAAUAUGGAUUCAUUAUAUGAAAAAGCAUUUGAUGAAAUGUCGACACUAAAUGAACAAUAUGACAAUGUUGAAAGGAAUUUAGAAGAUCGACUUGAUAUGCUGAAUGAAUUUGAUGCAAUAGCGGAUAAUGUAAAUAAGCAAUUGAUGAAUCUUGAAGAAAAUAUGCAUAAACUAGAAGUUCCAAGUGCCAGCUGUGAAUUAUCCGUUGCCGAUAAAGGACUCAAUGAUGUAAAUGAAUUAAAAGAACCAUUGAAAAAAUUAUCUGAAUUGAAGGAACAAUUAGCACCAUUAUUGAAACCUGCUUCUGCAGUUGAAGAUUUUAAUAAUCGUUUAUCAGAUGUGAACAAAAAUUUCCAACAAUGGCAUGAUGAGAUUGUGAAAAAGAAGCAAGAAUUGGAGGCUGAAAAUAAUCUGUCAAGUUUGAUCAACGAUUAUAAGCAAACUCUUGCUAAAGCGGAAAAUGAUUUUGAAAAGCUUGAACCAACAACAAAUGCAUUGAAGAGUUUCAGAGAUAUGAUUUUGCCAAUGGUAGUUGAGAAAUCUGAUCGUAUCAGAGAUCUAAUAUUACCGGUAAAAACUGAAAACAUUGAGCAGCUUUAUCAUAAUGCCGACAUGCUAACAGAUCGAUAUAAUAAUUUAUCAACACGUGUGAAUGAUAAAUUAAAUCACACAAAAGAACAAGAGAAUCUAUUUGAUGAGAUUCAACAAAAGCUUAAUAAUGUGGAACAAAAAGCUGAUGAUUUUCUCAACAAAUAUAUCACUCCACAAGAUUUAUUAAUUGCCAUAGAAGACGUCAAUCAAUUACAUUCUCUUCUGGAUCAAAUUCCAUCAUCAACAACAAUGGACAAUAUCACUGAACAUAGACUUAAAGAGAAUUUAGUGAAGAAAGCAGAUACUAUAAAGAACAAAAUCAAAAAUUUACUUACCCCUCUCGAAAAAGAUACACGAAAAGAGGAAGAAUUGAUGCACGAUUUGCAUGAAAUAUUAUGUGCAUUAACCGCAAUUGGUGAUGAUAUUAUUGCAGUUGAUCCCAUUACUGAACCAUCACAACAAUUGGAGAGCAUUAAUCAAUUAGCCGAAAAUUUGCGAAAACUCAAAGGGAAAGUUGAAAAGCUAGAAGGAAAGUUACAAAGUUCAGAAGGGUUGGUUAAACAUGCAUUAGUAACUGAUGAUCUAUUUGGUCGUGUUGUACAGUUACAAGAUGCACUUGAUGAGAAGAAAAGAAAAUUAACGGAUCGUGCCAAAUUAUAUGCUAUAACUCCGGAGAUAAAUUUGAUCAACGAAAGUGUGCAAAAUUGUGUUAAUGAAAUGGGACAAAUACCGAUGCAAACAGUUGAGGAACAAAAUGUUGCAUUAAAUGAGCUAGAGGGAAAGAAACAUCAACUUGAAAAUCUGCUGGAAAAUAUUCCUCAGGAUGAUGAAGGUAAUGAGUUACGUGAGAAGGGUAAUUGGUUACUGGGACAACUCAAUGAUAUAUUAAAACGAUUAGGUGAUGCAGUUGGAGAAAAGCUUGCAGCAUUAGCGGCAUUCAAUGCAAUCAAAGAUGAAAUUGAAACACAAUUCUCAUCAUUACAAGCUAGACCAAUAUCAAUUUCUGAUGAUAUUACCGUAUCUGAACUUGAUAAUCGGCUACAUGAUAUAAAUGAUAAAUUUGCUAGUUUGGAAAGGCUUAAAAAUAAGAUCGAUGAUGCUGAUGAAAAGAAUCUUGAUGCAGAUAAAAUUGCUGAAAAACAGAACCUUCUUCAUGCAAUCGAAGAAGCUUUGGAACUUCUAAAGAAUGAACGAAAAACAAUAGAGAGGAAAAUUAGUGAUGUGCAUGCCGCAGAAAAAAUGCAUGAAGAUGGCAAUCAAUUGUAUGACGAAUUGAAUGCUUUGAUUAAGGAAGGUCGAGAAGCGCUAAAUGAUGCUGAAGCAAUUCCAACCAUAUACGCUACUCUAUCGGAAGCAUUCAUACGCCCUCUUGAAGCGGCAACAGAAUUGCUCAAGAUAAUGCCAAAAAAUGAUGAAAUAGCUAUAUAUUUAAAAUCAACUGUUAAAGAUGCAAAAGUACUCCAAGACAAUUUGUCACAUCAUGCCAAUCUAUGGUCACAGUUUGUUGAUGAACGAGAUAAUGCAACAGAUCAGCUUGAAAUAAAACGGAAACCACUUGAUGAGAUUGGAAAUAAGCAUAUUAGAUCGUGUGAAGAAGUGAUUGAUGAUCUGGACAAACUUACGAAAGCAGUUGAAGAAUUGAAUGAAUUGCGUAAUGUGAUGUCAAAAUUAGAAAACCUUUGCCAACAAUUAGAUCCGUUGGAAACUGCAUACGCUGAUGUUCGUUUUUACGAUGUGGAUGUUGAGCAAACACAACGGCAAUAUCAAAAUCUCAUAACAUUGAUGAAUAACGAAGUAUACGACGAAAAAAAUCAGAAUGAAUCUAUUAAACAAUUGGCUGGAGAAUUAGAAUAUCUUAAUGAUAGGCUUUUGAUGGAACCGACGAUUGUUCGUGAACAGCUUGAAGAGAUAUUAAACAAUCAGUUGCCAUCGUUGCAAACUCGUUUGCAGUUUCUUCAAACAAAAGAUGAUGAAGCAAAACGAACUCGUAUCCAUGUUGAUCGUGUGUCUCAGCCAUCACUUGAAACAUUAGCAGAACAAUUGAAUCGUAUUUGCUUGCUUGUUAACGAGAAACUGAAUAAUCUUACAAAAGCAGAAAUGGACGAAAAGGCAGUGAUAGUUAGGAUGGAGUUAGAAAAACUCCGUACCGAACCAUAUGAUGAAGAGGAUUUGGUGAAGGUUGAAGAACAAAUAAAGCAGCUUCCUUUAGAAGAGAAUACGGAAAUGUUGACUGCAGAAUUAAAGAAAUUGCAAGCGAAUAAAGCGAUGCGUGAUGCAAUAGAAAUGAAAUUAGCCGAAUUACUCAACCGCAUGAAUGUGAUACGGACAAACUUGAGUCCAAUUAUGGAAGAGGAAAAAUCGGAAAAAGGGAAGAUGAAAAAGGAUAAAAAAGCAUUGCCUGAAAUUGAUGAACAGAUUAAUGCAUUGGAGUUAGCAUUAAAUGAAACAGUUAAUGAAAUUUUACCAUCGAUGAAUGAGCUUAUUUCUCAAACACAUCAAGGGAACGUCAAUUUUCCAUCUCUUCAAUCUGAACUUGAAAAUACACAAAAAUUCGCUGAAAAAUGCGAGAGAAAGUUGGAUGACAAGAUAGCGGAAAAAGAACAAAUAAUGAUGAUGAUGCAACCUGAGCUUAUGCAACUGGAAGAAAAAUUAUCUUUGGGGAAUCAAUUGCUAGCAAAUGAUAUAGAUUUAAAAAAUGAUGAUAACCUAGAAGAUAUUGGUGAAAAAGCGAAAAAUAUUGAAAAUUUAGAGCAAUUCAUGGUUUCAGCAAUUGAUAAAUUGAAAGAUUAUGAUCGUAGUAAUAUGACCAACGAACAACAGAUUAAUAUGGAACGAAUGUUAAAUGAAGCAAUGUCUCUUGCUGAUAAGCUACCUAUUUUACGGGAAUCUAUUGAAGAUCAUUUGAAAUCACGUAUUGAAGAUGGAUUAGAAGAUGAAAUACGAGUAAUUACGGAUAAAAUCAAACAACUGCUUACUAGCUAUUCGAAACCUCAACCGUACCAAACAGCAAUCAACGAUAUAGACAUAUUGCAACGAUUACAGGAUCAGAUCAUGGAAUUAUUGCAGAAAACGUUAGAUAAAGAACAAACUUUACCACAAAACUUAUCCAAUUAUCAUUCUGCAAUCAAUACAAUCAAGCAAAAAAUUGAAAAAGCUGCCGAAGAUGUUAAGAAAUUAUUAUCAUCACUUAUCGAAGAUGUUUCAACAGAAAAGCAACUCGUUGAUACACAAAACGAUUUGAUGAGCCGAUUGAAUAAAUUGAAUGAUUGUGCCAUGAUGAUUCGCAAUGGAUCAUAUGAUGAAACACAAAUUCCACGAUUAGAAGAAUUAAAAAAUGAGCUUGGAGAAGUAAAUGUUGAAUUGAACGAAUUGAAGAAAAAGGAAAACAAACCAUUGAAACUGUUGCUGCAUUCAGAUGAUUUAAGGAUAUCAUCUGUAAUUGAUCAGUAUGAAAAACUUAAUCAACUUCUGAAUGAAAUCGAAGAGCAAUUGAUGAAUCAUGAUGCUUUUAUGAAAUUGCAAUCGACAGUUACCAAUGAAGCUCAAAAGCUACAAAAUAUGAUUGAUGAAGCAUAUAAAGUUGAAAAUGAUGUUAACGCAACAGCAAGCGAUUUGCAUAAGGCAAUUGAUGAUCUCAAAAGUGGUCGAUCACAUUUGACAGCGUUACAAGAUGCAUGUGAUAAAUUGGAAGGGAUACCGAAUAUGGAUUCAUUAUAUGAAAAAGCAUUUGAUGAAAUGUCGACACUAAAUGAACAAUAUGACAAUGUUGAAAGGAAUUUAGAAGAUCGACUUGAUAUGCUGAAUGAAUUUGAUGCAAUAGCGGAUAAUGUAAAUAAGCAAUUGAUGAAUCUUGAAGAAAAUAUGCAUAAACUAGAAGUUCCAAGUGCCAGCUGUGAAUUAUCCGUUGCCGAUAAAGGACUCAAUGAUGUAAAUGAAUUAAAAGAACCAUUGAAAAAAUUAUCUGAAUUGAAGGAACAAUUAGCACCAUUAUUGAAACCUGCUUCUGCAGUUGAAGAUUUUAAUAAUCGUUUAUCAGAUGUGAACAAAAAUUUCCAACAAUGGCAUGAUGAGAUUGUGAAAAAGAAGCAAGAAUUGGAGGCUGAAAAUAAUCUGUCAAGUUUGAUCAACGAUUAUAAGCAAACUCUUGCUAAAGCGGAAAAUGAUUUUGAAAAGCUUGAACCAACAACAAAUGCAUUGAAGAGUUUCAGAGAUAUGAUUUUGCCAAUGGUAGUUGAGAAAUCUGAUCGUAUCAGAGAUCUAAUAUUACCGGUAAAAACUGAAAACAUUGAGCAGCUUUAUCAUAAUGCCGACAUGCUAACAGAUCGAUAUAAUAAUUUAUCAACACGUGUGAAUGAUAAAUUAAAUCACACAAAAGAACAAGAGAAUCUAUUUGAUGAGAUUCAACAAAAGCUUAAUAAUGUGGAACAAAAAGCUGAUGAUUUUCUCAACAAAUAUAUCACUCCACAAGAUUUAUUAAUUGCCAUAGAAGACGUCAAUCAAUUACAUUCUCUUCUGGAUCAAAUUCCAUCAUCAACAACAAUGGACAAUAUCACUGAACAUAGACUUAAAGAGAAUUUAGUGAAGAAAGCAGAUACUAUAAAGAACAAAAUCAAAAAUUUACUUACCCCUCUCGAAAAAGAUACACGAAAAGAGGAAGAAUUGAUGCACGAUUUGCAUGAAAUAUUAUGUGCAUUAACCGCAAUUGGUGAUGAUAUUAUUGCAGUUGAUCCCAUUACUGAACCAUCACAACAAUUGGAGAGCAUUAAUCAAUUAGCCGAAAAUUUGCGAAAACUCAAAGGGAAAGUUGAAAAGCUAGAAGGAAAGUUACAAAGUUCAGAAGGGUUGGUUAAACAUGCAUUAGUAACUGAUGAUCUAUUUGGUCGUGUUGUACAGUUACAAGAUGCACUUGAUGAGAAGAAAAGAAAAUUAACGGAUCGUGCCAAAUUAUAUGCUAUAACUCCGGAGAUAAAUUUGAUCAACGAAAGUGUGCAAAAUUGUGUUAAUGAAAUGGGACAAAUACCGAUGCAAACAGUUGAGGAACAAAAUGUUGCAUUAAAUGAGCUAGAGGGAAAGAAACAUCAACUUGAAAAUCUGCUGGAAAAUAUUCCUCAGGAUGAUGAAGGUAAUGAGUUACGUGAGAAGGGUAAUUGGUUACUGGGACAACUCAAUGAUAUAUUAAAACGAUUAGGUGAUGCAGUUGGAGAAAAGCUUGCAGCAUUAGCGGCAUUCAAUGCAAUCAAAGAUGAAAUUGAAACACAAUUCUCAUCAUUACAAGCUAGACCAAUAUCAAUUUCUGAUGAUAUUACCGUAUCUGAACUUGAUAAUCGGCUACAUGAUAUAAAUGUCGAGACGAGAAAACUACAAAAGUUGAAGGAAAAAAUUUUGCAUGCGAAUGUUUCUGAACUUGACAGAGAGCAGUGUGAUGAAAAGAAUGUCCUAUUGUCAAAAAUUGAUGAGCUUUUGCGACGUGCACUGAAGGAACAUGAAUAUUUUGGCGAAAAGCGUACCCAGUUACUCACUCAUGAAAAAACAUGUAUCGAUUGUAAGGCAUUAUACGAUGAGUUGGAAAAAUUGGUAAAGGAUGGUCAGAAGUUAUUGAGCGAUUCAGAAGCUCUACCAAUGUCCUAUGGUUUCAUCUCGGAUGCAUUGACUCCUCUUAUUGAAGCAGCAGUCAAUUUGCGCAUCAAUGAACCGAAAAUCGAACAAUCACAUGAGCCAAUUUUUAAACAGUUAUGGGAACUAGUUGACAAAGCCAAAGAUGUGCAAACACAAUUGAUUCAAAGACUAAAUAUGUGGGAACAGUUUGUAAAAGAACGUGACUCAGCAGCAGAUGAAUUGAACGAUAUACGCAGGCAAAUAUGUGAAAUUGAAGGACGAGGAAUGAGGAAAUUUGAUAAAAUGCUUGAUGAUUUGGAAGCUUUGAAGGUUUUCUACCUAAGGUGGCCGUUCCUUGCAAACCUGACAUCACGAUUACUGUCUCUUAGCUCACAGCUUCAUCCAUUAGCUUGUGCCCAACAAGAGGGAAAAGCAUUUGCUGAAGAAGCAAGUGAGCUUGAGGAAAAAAUCGAGAAUUUGUUGGAUUCCAUGUCUUCCGAAUUCAGAAUAAGAGAGGAAAUUGUGCAUUCAUUACUCGCAAUAUCAGAUGAACUCGACGAUAUCAAAAAUGUACUCAAUGAUCAAAAUAUAUCAGCCCGUUUACAAAAGGAAUUACAACAACAGUUGAAAGGUAUUCGGACACAUUUAAACACAUUGGAUCAAGAUAUCGCCAAUUAUAACGAUAAUAGAAUCUUUUUGAAUGAAGACGAGGAAAUUGCAACAAGACGUAGUUUUGAACAAUUAGAAGAAAUUGAAGAAAAACUAAGGCGAAUGGAGCUUACAGACACUGAAGAAUACGAUAUCGAUGCUGCAGCAGAAGUACUGGCAGCAGUAUAUCCGGAUGACCAUCCACGGGAUGUACUGCGUGAACAGGGCAUUCCAUUUGAUGAUGAUUUGUAUGAUCUUAAUCCUAGUUCUGCUACCAGUGACGAUGAUAACAGAAACAAAUUUAAAACACCAUCCGAUGAUGAAGUAAUGUUAGGGGAAAGCGAGGGAGAAGAUACCGUUGAAGUGCAUCCACCACAUGAUGUAUUCUCACCAAUUCCUGAUGAUCCAAGUCCGGGACGUAUACAUUACGAACAACAACGUUCUCGUUGGAAGCGUAUCCUUCGUACUGCAUUACCUCUCCAGGCUAUGCUUGUGUUACUUCUUGGUGCAGCAUGUCUUGUACCACAUUGUGAUGAUGAAAGUUGUUGCCAGUUGCUCAAUAAUUUUGCGCGAAGCUUUGACCCGUCAUUGGAAUUUUUGAAUGGACCGCCACCUUUUUAA